GCCACACUCUUGCUUUGCUAAACGAUGCCAAACGCUGAAGUCCCUCCGCCACAGGCCCCGCCCUCGUGGUCACUCAACGAGAUACGUUCGCAUAUUCCGGAGAGAUUGUUCAAGCGAAAUACCGCGAAAGCUCUCGGAUACACUGCGCGGGAUCUCCUGCUCGCACUCGUCUUAUUCACUCUUGCCACUCAAAUUGACAAGACCUGCGCAAAUACCCUGCUGUUUUCGCGCGUUGGGCCGGUUGGCAUAGAAACCCUUCGGUAUUCUUUGUGGAUGGCGUACUGGUGGUUCCAAGGCCUUAUAUUCACCGGCCUCUGGGUUAUCGGUCAUGAGUGCGGUCAUGGCGCAUUUUCUGAAGACAAACGACUGUGCGAUGCUAUUGGCUUUAUCAUCCAUAGUUUGCUCUGGACGCCAUAUUUCAGCUGGCGGAUCUCGCACCAUCGCCAUCAUAUGAACCAUGCUUCUAUGGAGAAAGAUGAAGUGUAUACUCCCAAGACUCGCGAAGAUCUGGGCAUUCCAUCCUGCGCUGAAAAGAUCGACUGGGAUGAAAAUUUUGGAGACACGCCGAUAUACACGUUGUAUAUGCUCUUACGGCAACAGCUAUUUGCGUUCGAGGCAUACCUUUUGUGGAAUGUGUCCGGACAGAAAUCUUAUCCCGAAGGCACUAAUCACUUCAAUCCAUCCAGUAUUCUGUUUGAUCCUUCACAACGUACCGCGGUCAUUAUUUCCAACAUCGGAUUGCUCUGCACAACCACACUUGUCUGCUAUCUGUCCUCCCGCUUCGGUUUUCUUACCGUCGUGAAGUUCUACGGUAUCCCCUGGGUCCUCGUGACGCAUUGGUUCGUCAUGAUCACGUACCUGCAUCACACAGACCCGAAGCUGCCACAUUAUCGCCAGAGCAUGUGGAAUUUCCAGCGGGGCGCCGCAGCCACGAUAGAUAGGGACUUUCUUGGGUGGCAGGGGAGGUUUUUCCUUCAUGACGUUGCGCACUUUCACGUUAUACACCACUUCUUCCCCAGAAUGUCGUGGUAUAACGGCGAGGAAGCGACGAGAUACCUCCGGAACGCCAUCGGCGAGUAUUACCAACGCUCAGAAAAACCGGCGUUCCAGGCGCUGUGGGACAACUAUAACUUCUGCCAGUUCGUCGAUAAUGAAGGAGACAUGGUGUUUUACCGGGAUAAGAAAGGAAAGACUAUCAUGGAGUACACGAAAUAGCCAGUGCUCCAUGGGAAGAAUGUCUUACUUAUUUCUAGUCAGGUAGACACAAUGAAUAUAAG
This is a messenger RNA of Phanerochaete carnosa HHB-10118-sp, 1277 nucleotides long. RefSeq lists its product as uncharacterized. The coding region runs from base 274 to 1215 and encodes 313 amino acids. The transcript is spliced from 9 exons. The record is from RefSeq and is a predicted model, not a curated record. Gene Ontology annotation, molecular function: oxidoreductase activity. Gene Ontology annotation, biological process: lipid metabolic process. Lineage: Eukaryota; Fungi; Basidiomycota; Agaricomycetes; Polyporales; Phanerochaetaceae.